Messenger RNA from Dioszegia hungarica, 321 nucleotides. Its product is annotated as ribosomal protein L35A. Gene Ontology annotation, cellular component: cytosolic large ribosomal subunit; ribosome. Bases 1 to 321 code for a protein of 106 amino acids. The record is from RefSeq and is a predicted model, not a curated record. Gene Ontology annotation, molecular function: structural constituent of ribosome. NCBI's taxonomy places the organism in Eukaryota, Fungi, Basidiomycota, Tremellomycetes, Tremellales, Bulleribasidiaceae. Gene Ontology annotation, biological process: cytoplasmic translation; ribosomal large subunit biogenesis. The transcript has 4 exons.
AUGGGGUCGACACGUCUCUACUCGAAAGGCCGGAUCCUCGGACACAAGCGCGGAAAGAGGAACUCUCGGCCCAACCAGUCGUUGGUAGCCAUUGAGGGUGUCGACUCGGCAGAGGCAGCGAGGUCUUACCUUGGAAAGCGUGUCGCAUACGUCUACAAGGCAAAGCGCGAGAUCAACGGGUCCCGCGUUCGGGUCAUCUGGGGCCGUAUCUCCCGCCCACACGGCGGUAACGGUGUCGUCAAGUCAAAGUUCAGCUCCAACCUCCCCGCACGCGUGUUCGGUGCUUCGUGCCGCAUCAUGCUCUACCCUUCCACCAUUUAA